CUCAGUAUCAUCUUUGGCACUCACUGGAGUCAGAAAGCUCAGAGCUAGGCACAGGGAGUGCAGAGUGCAGGGCAAGAAAACCAUCACAUUAUUUUCUGGGGCGAAAAAAGAACAGAUUAAAUCAUCAGGAAGAGCGACUCGUACAAGUCUUCCACAGGAACAUUUUGCAGCUCUUUACUCAUCUGCUUCAUGAAGGGACCAUGAGCGUUGGUUGGAAUAAUGGGAAAUGUUGUUCGAGGAGCCGUGGCCUUCAUUCCCUCAGACCGAUGUGAGCGAUUCUUGGUGGGAGACUUGAAGGAGACGCCACAUGAUCGUACCUUGGACCUGAGCAGCCGUCAUCUUCAUCGUUUUCCGCUUAGAUUAUGUGCCUUUGGUGACCUUCUUAAACUUUAUUUGAGUAAUAACCACUUGAGCAGUCUGCCUCCUGAGUUUAAUAAUCUGAAAAAGCUUCAAAUUCUGGCUCUAGACUUCAACUGUUUUGUGGAACUGCCUUUGGUUGUUUGUAGUCUUCGUCAACUUAACAUUCUCUAUCUUGGCAAUAAUCAACUUUACAAACUGCCAACACAGCUGGCUCAACUCAGCGAACUAAAGACACUAUGGCUAGACAACAACUGCUUUGCAAAGUUCCCGUCUGUAAUAUGUAAGCUUUCUGAACUCAGAACUCUUCAUCUGGGUUACAAUCAGUUUCGUAGCUUGCCUGGUGAGCUGGCGAGCUUAAAAGAGCUGCGAAGUAUUUGGUUAUCAGCCAAUGUCCUGAAUAAAUUUCCACCAGUGCUUCUGGAAAUGCACACUUUGGAAGUGAUUGACAUUGACAGGAACCAGAUACAACAUUUUCCACCACUUAUUCACUUGACAGGGCUUAAGAUGAUUAUCUAUGACCAUAAUCCGUGUGUUAACGCACCUUUGGUGGGAGAAGGUGUGAAACGGGUGGGCCGCUGGGCUGACAGUAAGAAUGAUGGGGAUGAUGAAGUGGAACGAAAGAUGGCUGAAGUGUCCAUAGAAGAAAACACAGCUGAAGUGUCCACUACUGAAAACACAGCUGAGGUGUCCACAGAGGUGAGAGAACAGCUGCCAGAGAAUGAAUAACAGGAACUGCACAACUAGUAUGAUGUUUAUUAUCUAA
Hemibagrus wyckioides is the source of this 1123-nucleotide messenger RNA. RefSeq names its product leucine rich repeat containing 10 (gene lrrc10). Gene Ontology annotation, molecular function: protein binding. The coding region runs from base 220 to 1086 and encodes 288 amino acids. Lineage: Eukaryota; Metazoa; Chordata; Actinopteri; Siluriformes; Bagridae. The record is from RefSeq and is a predicted model, not a curated record. The transcript is spliced from 2 exons.